This is a messenger RNA of Klebsormidium nitens, 555 nucleotides long. The record is from the annotation of a GenBank genome assembly. Lineage: Eukaryota; Viridiplantae; Streptophyta; Klebsormidiophyceae; Klebsormidiales; Klebsormidiaceae.
AUGGUGGUCUUGAAAGGUGUGCGGAUUUUCCACAUCCAAUUUUCAGUGGCGUCAAAUGGGCGCAGUUGUCUUGCACCCUUUUUUCCGGCGAUCUUGAAAGGUGUGCGGAUUCUCUCGCACGCCUUUUUCAGCGGCGCCAAAGGGGUGGCGGCUUUCCCGCACCCGUUUCUGGCGGUCUUGAAAGGUGUCCGGAUUUUCCCGCACGCAAUUUGGAGUGCCGCCAAAGGGGUGCAGCUGUCUUGCACCCCUUUUCCGGUGGUCGUGGACGAUGUGCAGAUUUUCUCGCACACCUUUGUGGGCGAUCUGAAAGAUUUCCCGCACCCGUUUUCGAGGUUUCUGGCGGUCUUGAAAGGUGUGCGGAUUCUCCCGCACGCCUUUUUCAGCGGCGCCAAAGGGGUGCAGAUUUCCCGUUUUCUCGUGGUCUUGAAAGGUGUGCGGAUUCUCCUGCACGCCUUUUCCAGCGGCCCCAAAGGGGUGCGGCUUUCUUGCACCCCUUUUCUGGCGGUCUCGAAAGGUGUGCGGAUUUUCCCGCGCACCUGUUUUCUGGCGGUCUGA